Molecule: messenger RNA, 1073 nt
Organism: Drosophila gunungcola (fruit fly)
Lineage: Eukaryota; Metazoa; Arthropoda; Insecta; Diptera; Drosophilidae
Gene: Dic3
Product: mitochondrial dicarboxylate carrier
Exons: 2
Coding region: 95-955 (286 amino acids)
Biological process (GO): thiosulfate transport; phosphate ion transmembrane transport; succinate transmembrane transport
Molecular function (GO): sulfate transmembrane transporter activity; antiporter activity; succinate transmembrane transporter activity
Source: RefSeq, a predicted model, not a curated record
GUGUUACUUGUCAGUUUAAAACCUAUCAUUUUGUUAAAAUUUUAAUUGCUGUAAAUUAAAAUAAAAAUUUUAAUACUUAACAAAAAAAUAGAUCAUGGGAGACUCGAGACGCCUGCCGCGCUGGUGGUCCGGCGGCGUUUGCUCGGCGAUCGCAGUGACCACCACCCACCCGCUGGACCUGAUCAAGGUGCAGCUGCAGACGCAGAUGGUGAAGGAAAAGAAGUCCGUGGCCGAGAUCAUCGGUAACAUCUACAAGCAGAAUGGCGUUUUGGGCUUUUACAGUGGCAUCUCGGCCUCCUGGUUCCGUCAGCUCACCUACACCAGCACCCGCUUUGCCCUGUACGAAGCUGGCAAGGAUUACGUCGACGCCGGAAACUUGGGUGCCAAGAUGGGCCUGGCCGCCUUUGCCGGAAUCAUCGGCGGGAUUGUGGGCGUUCCCGGGGACGUGGUCACCGUGCGACUGCAGAACGAUAGCAAGUUGCCGCCGGAGAGCAGACGUAACUACAAGCACGUCUUUGAUGGCCUCUUCCGCAUUUACAAAGAGGAGGGCUUGUCCAGUCUAUUCCGCGGCACACUGCCAGCCGUUUCGAGGUCCGUCCUGCUGACGAUCGGUACGAAUGCGGCCUACGAUCAGGUGAAGCAGAUGCUCAAGUCGGCGACAGGAGCAGCCGAUGGCGUGCCUCUGCACUUUGCCACCUCGACGAUAGCUGGCUGCAUUGCCACGCUGAUGACGCAGCCACUGGAUGUGCUGAAGACCACAUUUAUGAACGCCAAGCCGGGCGAGUUCUCCGGGAUCGGGGCGGCCUUUGUGAGCAUUGCCAGACAGGGACCCCUGGCCUUCUAUCGCGGCUUCAUUCCGGCCCUGAUGCGAGUCAGUCCCAACACCAUCAUCACCUUUGUCUUGUACGAACAGGCCCGUCUGCGCUUCGGGUACCUUCGACCGGAUGACAAGUGAUGGCCCCAAUUCCGUAAACAUUCAGGGACCAUUUUUUAAAAUUCAACUCAAAAUUUUCUGUACUGUGUGUCCUAAAAUUGUGAAUAGUUUGAGUAUUUAAAAAAAAAAAAAAAACCCA